Messenger RNA from Notothenia coriiceps (black rockcod), 1713 nucleotides. RefSeq names its product E3 ubiquitin-protein ligase RNF19A-like. The transcript has 4 exons. The record is from RefSeq and is a predicted model, not a curated record. NCBI's taxonomy places the organism in Eukaryota, Metazoa, Chordata, Actinopteri, Perciformes, Nototheniidae. The coding region runs from base 908 to 1498 and encodes 196 amino acids.
CAUAAAUGUAGAAAAAAAAAAAAAACCUGCAAGAUGCUCUUUAAAUAUGGUGCCUGAUGAAUCACCAUGACAAAGCCAGUUACUUGCAAUAUAGUUACAAGUCUCAUCAGAAGUACUUUGUCUCUGGCCUGAGCUGGCAGAAAUCUCUCCUAUGUCAACCAAAUUCUGAAAAAUAUCUCACUUAAAUCUUUAUUGGCAAGAAUUUCAACAUUAAAUGAACCUUGUCACUCAGGGACAGAGGAGGAAAAUAAAAACACUGAUUGGGUGAACAGUCUGUGUUUGCCUCGGACAGACGUGUUCCCUUUGUUCUGACACUGUUGACACACAGACACUGAAUCAGCACAAACACUUCAGACAGAGUUCACAUCUUUUGAAACAUUUCUCCCAGCAAAGGGAUCAGAAGUCAAAAAUGCACUGAAUGUUGGAAUCCGGAAAACGCUCACUACACAGGGAGAGAAUCCUGCAGCAUCCUUCCCGGAUGGGAACCACUGCUUUAAUCUAUUCUCAAAAUAAUAUCAGCUGUCAUCGGUGGCUGGUUACUGUACACUGGAGAAUUACUUUCCCACUCUGGCUUGUUGGCUACCAUGUGACCAGUUGUUAGGAGAUUAAAAUAACAUGAGUCUUCCACUCAAUCCAACAAUGUAGAGUUGUUGACACUGUUCCUGUCUACUGUCAGUCCUAUCAGUCCUUGGUGUCUUCAAGGCCUCAAAACUGUGCUCUCAGCUGCUUUGGACACAGACUGUGUGCGUCUCAUUGCUCUGCUUCUCUCUGAAAGAUCCACAACCGUUAUGAAGGCAAAGAUAUCGUCAACCACAAGAGGAACCUGGUGAUCGCGGGUGGGGUUACUCUCUCUGUCAUCGUGUCUCCAGUGGUGGCUGCAGUCACUGUGGGAAUUGGAGUUCCCAUCAUGCUGGCGUACGUCUACGGUGUGGUGCCCAUCUCACUGUGCCGGAGCGGGGGGUGUGGAGUCUCCGCUGGGAAUGGCAAAGGAGUUCGCAUAGAAUUUGAUGACGAGAAUGACAUGAAUGUUGGCAGCGGGGCGGGGGCCACUGAUAGUACAUCAGUGGCAGACACCAGAAACAACCCCAGUAUAGGUGAAGGCAGUAUGGGGGGGCUGACGGGCAGCCUGAGUGCCAGCGGCAGCCACAUGGACCGUGUGGGGGCCACCAGGGACAGCCUGAGUGAGACGGCGUCCACCAGGGCCCUGGCCGGGGCCAGCAUCACCGGCAGCCUCUCCGGCAGCACCAUGGUGCACUACCUGAACAGGCUGGAGGUGCAGGCGGAUGUGCAGAAGGAGCGCUACAGUCUGAGCGGGGAGUCUGGCACCGUCAGCCUGGGCGCCAUCAGCGACAACGCCAGCACCAAGGCAAUGGCUGGAUCCAUUCUGAAUGCCUACAUGCCCCUGGACAGGUGGGCUGACCGGCGCUUUAGAUUUCAGGAAGCUGUCAGGAGAGAGAGGGCAUCAACAUGUGUGCGCUUUUCUGUAAUCGCUGUCUGAAAUAGGAGACAGUGAAAUAUCUAUAACUUGCAUACCUUUGAUCACACAACAUUAAUACAGAGUGAAUAUCACUGCUCACGUCAGUACUGAAGAAAGGCAUUCAACUAUUAAUAUUUGAAAUUGUAAGAUAGAAUAUUUAUGUGGGUUGGCUGUAUUUAAGAUGGGGAUCCAGUAUUUAUUAUAGAAGCAUUUCGUUUUUAGUGAUGUUACAACAA